CACGCUCUCUCUCUCUCUCAACGAACGUGUUCUCGAAUCUUUGUCAUGUUUUGUCAAAACCCUCAUAUUAACGCUCCAUUUGGUCAUUCUCCUGAACCCAAUACAGCUCUGGUUAAAAAUGGCUAUAGCAGCUUCAAAGGUCCUCAUUUUAUUCUUCCUGCAGUCUAUUUUCCUUGUCCCCUGUUCUGAAGCAUCCUGGUUCAAGUAUAUUCAGCGUAAAAAGCUAACAAGAGAACAGAUAUUUUACUAUGAAGCAAUUCAACAUGAUGUAGUUUAUCCAUCAACCCCGGUUGCUGUCCCUACGUAUAAUUCAGCACUAGAAAUUAUCACCGUCCCCUCUACAAACCCUGUCACUGUAAAUCCAUCUCCAUAUUCGACUCCCUUAACAGUCCCCUCAACCACCCCAGUGCCUGUACCUAAUACUAAUCCACCACCAGCACCAUUAACCAAUCCAGUUACAGCCCCGAGUACAAACCCAGGGGGCCAACCAGUGAGCAACCCGGUACCAACUUAUCCUAGCCCAACAGGAGGUGUUCCUGUGACAAACCCAGUGACGCCUCCUGCAGCGACAAAUCCUCCUGCAACUACGGGGAAGGGUUGGUGUGUGGCAAAGACUGGUGCACAACAGAGUGCACUUCAAGCAGCACUUGAUUAUGCUUGUGGGAUUGGAAAAGCAGAUUGUUCGGCCAUUCAGCAGGGUGCAAGCUGUUAUAAUCCUAAUACUUUGCAAAACCAUGCUUCGUAUGCCUUCAACAACUAUUAUCAAAAGAAUCCUGUGCAAACCAGCUGUGACUUUGGUGGGACUGCUGCGAUAACCAAUGUGAAUCCGAGCGUGGGAUCUUGCAUUUUCCCAACAUCUUCCUCCUCUUCGUCCCCACCAACAACAACAUCUCCAGUCUCAACAACUCCACCGCCGACGACAACAUCUCCAGUCUCAGCAACUCCACCGCCAAGACCAUCAUCUCCAGUCUCUGGAACUCCAACACCACCAUCUCCAUCUGGAACACCACCUGGCACAAAUACUCCUCCAACAGUCUUUAACUCCAGCAGUCCUCCAACUUUAGGAGGAUUCCCAACAGGUAUUGGAGAUAGCCCUCCUCCCGUUUUUGACGCCUCAACAUCUACGUCAAGUUCUUUGCAGCCUUUUAUUGGCUGCAUUACUGCAGUGGCAUUUGUAAUCAUCGGAAAACUUGUUUUGGAUGAUCAAGAUUUAGCGAUCUGCAUACAUUAAUGGGUCAGAAGCUCAUUGCUCAACAAACAUAUCAGUUUUGGGCUAUUCACACUGUUCUUUGCGGUGAAGAAUUCCAGAGUUUGUAGAGCUCACAGUUGUAGUUUGCUCGAGUUUCAUCCCAUUAACACUAGUUGCAUUUCUACACGCAUUCCUACUAGUAGUUCAUUAUUUAUGUAGAGAAGGCAUUCUAUUAAUCUUGUUGAGGUAGACCGGUGGCGUUUCCUUAUGUGUAGAAAAGUUAAAUUUGAUUAAAUAGAGAUGAAUGAAUAGCCCAGAAAUAAUAUAUAUCGUUCUUUCAUUUCA
Molecule: messenger RNA, 1534 nt
Organism: Olea europaea var. sylvestris
Lineage: Eukaryota; Viridiplantae; Streptophyta; Magnoliopsida; Lamiales; Oleaceae
Product: PLASMODESMATA CALLOSE-BINDING PROTEIN 4-like
Exons: 4
Coding region: 119-1231 (370 amino acids)
Source: RefSeq, a predicted model, not a curated record